Molecule: messenger RNA, 936 nt
Organism: Melozone crissalis (California towhee)
Lineage: Eukaryota; Metazoa; Chordata; Aves; Passeriformes; Passerellidae
Product: taste receptor type 2 member 40-like
Exons: 1
Coding region: 1-936 (311 amino acids)
Biological process (GO): sensory perception of taste; G protein-coupled receptor signaling pathway; detection of chemical stimulus involved in sensory perception of bitter taste
Cellular component (GO): membrane
Molecular function (GO): bitter taste receptor activity; G protein-coupled receptor activity
Source: RefSeq, a predicted model, not a curated record
AUGAUGACAUCUUUUGCUCUCCUUUGUCUAUCAAUUGCUAUAAUUGAAUCCCUGGCAGGAAUUCUGGGAAAUGGAAUUAUCUUGGCUGCCAGUUCAUCGAGCUGCAUUGGGAGCAAAAUCUGGCCCCCAUAUGAUAUGAUCAUGAUCUCCCUGAGUUCAUCUAGAUUCAUUUUGCAGUCAUGGAUUACACUGGAUUCCUUUAUGACUAUAUUUUAUGAAAACUUCUUUUAUACAGAAAAUGUGUACCUAGUUCCCAAGACAAUUUUUACCUUUCUGAACUACUCCAGCCUCUGGUUUGGAGCCUGGCUUAGUGUCUUCUAUUGCAUCAAGGUUGCCAGUUUUACACAGUCUUUCUUCAUCUGGCUGAAGCUGAGAAUUGCCAGGCUGGUGCCCUGGAUGCUGCUCACAUCAUGGCUCUGCUCCUUCACAGCCGCAAUUUCCUUUGCCUGGGAUGACCACAGUGUGCACGAGAACAUCACUACUCCUUCAUCCAUGACAAACCCUUCAGCAUGGACAACCACAAGGAAAGACAGUUUGGGUUUAUUAAUUCUUAUCUGUAAUGCUGGUAUAGGUAUGCCUUUAAUACUGUCUGUUGUUUCAAGUGUACUGCUGAUUCGGUCUCUGUGGACACACACCAGACGCAUGCAAAAUAAUGCAAGUGGCUUCAGGGAUCCCAGUUUAGAGGCCCAUAUGAAAGCCAUCAAGUCAGUCUGCUCCUUCCUUUUCCUUUACAUUAUAUACUUUAUUUGUGUUCUUGUCAUAUUAUUUAACAUUUUUUCACGUUUAAGCAAUGGAGAAAUGAUUUGUGUCGUUUUAAUGGCUGCCUGCCCUACAGGACAUUCCUUUGUCAUAAUUUGGAACAAUCCCAAAUUUCAAAAGCUGCCAGCUAGGAUUUGGCACCACACUAAUUGCCAUGGCAGAACUGCAUCCAUGUAA